CACAGACCGCGUGCCUGGGCGAAGUGCAGAGUUCGUAGCUGAACUGCUGCAAGGUUUGGGGGGGUUUGGAGACAGGAUUUUGAUUUGGGUCAUGGGGGUUGGGUGUGGGGCAGGCACAAAGUUUGGCUUGAUGUCCACGUUUUUUGCAAUGCUUUUGGUAGAUGACUUUGGCUCUUGUAUCCAAUGCUUCCAGGCUAGGCGCCUAUGAAACCCGGUGCUUCAGUGGUUUUCUCAUCUGUAUUUUUCUUGCUUUGUUGUUAGCAAUAUAUUUUUGAUCAUAAGCAAAAUAUUGUCACCAAUAUGUAGUAACAGUAACUAAAUACAAACUGCUGAUCUCUACUGCAAGACAGUAAAAAUUCUGACUGAGUUCUUGGCUCACUGGGUUCCUGGAAUUACAAAUCAAAGGUCAAUAGUACUAAUGUCCAAAUUUGGCCCACUGAUUUUAUAUUAUCCUGUCCCCCUUCAAACUGAAGAGAGGGAAAUAAAGGGAAGACAAGGUAGAAACUACUAGUUAAAUUUCUGUCUGGUCACAGGUGUUUUAUGUCUCCUGUGCUUUAUUUAAUAUGUACAGCAACAUGCAUACACACUUGAAAGUUGUGCACUUCCUAGCUUCUGUAGGCUGAGCUCAUUGCAUACACUAGAGGCUCCUCCUAUUCCUCCAUUCUCUCUGUCCCCCAAACUCUCCGUGUGUCACCUUUCUAUGCCCUUCUAUUACUCCCACCACUUCCUCCCUCGUGACAGAGGUUGUGUCCCCCUCAGGUACCCCUCCACCAUGGUAGUGGUUCCUUGUGUUUCCCCCAUUACCUGUUUGUCUUAUUUCUGUUAGAAUCCAGGCUGCAGAUAGUUUCCCCAUGCAGAAAAUUAAGCUUCUGCCUUUGAUAUGUGUAGGCAGCAGUAGGUGAUGGCAGAGAACUUUCUCUUCCUUAGCACUAAGCAGUCUGGGGAGCCUGCAUGCCAUCCUCAGUGGGAAACCCUCCUCCACAACCAAGCUCCCGUGGAUACUUUGGGGGCUGGAGUCAGAGGCCACCAGAGUGAACCCCAAGGAUGAUGUGCUGGAGGAGGAAAUGGAGGAGGAGAAGGAUGGGGGACAGGUAACAGAUCCAAUAGCGUGGCAAGCCAGGACUUCUUUUUGACUCCUGAGCAGUCUAGCCACUCUCAGCACUCCAGCUAUGCUUAAAGUUAUUGCCAUUGAUGAGCAGCUGAGAGUUAUCUAUGAAGAUAACAUUCAUUUUGACAAAGACCUUCCGGAAUUUGGGACUCAUUGUGGCAUCCAUGUCCACAGUGAUAAGCUGACAGUGACUUCACCUGUGUUAAUGUGGGUCAAGGCUCUGGAUAUGAUCUUGGAGAAGAUGAAGUCUUCUGGCUUUAACUUCUCUCAUGUGAGAGCUUUUUCUGGGGCUGGACAGCAACAUGGAAGCGUGUAUUGGAAAGAAGGAGCCAGCCAAAUUUUAAAUAAUUUAUCACCUGAUCUUCCUUUACAUCAAUUACUAAAGGGUUGUUUUUCUGUCAGUGAUAGCCCUGUCUGGAUGGAUUCCAGUACUACUACCCAGUGCUUAUCUCUUGAGAAAGCUGUUGGAGGGGCACAGCACCUAGCUAAUAUCACUGGUUCACGAGCGUGCGAGCGUUUUACAGGAAACCAGAUAGCAAAGAUUUACAGCCAGAAUCCUGAGGUCUACGCACAAACUGAGAGAAUCUCUGUGGUUAGUAGCUUUGCAGCAUCCCUUUUUCUUAGUGCUUAUGCACCCAUCGAUUAUUGUGAUGGUUCUGGAAUGAAUUUACUGCAGAUUUGUGAUAAAAUAUGGUCCACCGCCUGCCUCAAUGCUUGUGCGCCUGGAUUAGAAGAAAAGCUGGGACCUGUUGUGCCAUCCAGCUCAGUAUUGGGCUCAGUUUCUCCAUAUUAUAUUCAGCGCUACGGGUUUAGUCCAGACUGUAAAGUAGUAGCAUUUACCGGGGACAAUCCAGCAUCGCUUGCAGGAAUGAAACUUGAAGAAGGGGACAUUGCGAUUAGUCUUGGCACAAGCGACACAUUGUUUCUUUGGAUUAAAGAACCAACGCCUGCAUUAGAAGGUCAUGUUUUCUGCAAUCCUGUUGACUCUCAAGCCUAUAUGGCACUUUUAUGUUUUAAGAAUGGUUCUCUAAUAAGAGAGAGGAUCAGAGAUGACUGUGCUUCAGGCUCCUGGGGCGAAUUCUCCAAAGCCCUAAAAUGUACUGUUGUUGGAAACGAUGGAAACCUAGGUUUCUAUUUUGAUGUGAUAGAGAUUACUCCUGAAGCUGUUGGGAUUCACAGAUUCAACAGAGACAACAACAAGGUUCCAGACUUUCCAAAGGAGGUGGAGAUACGAGCAUUGAUCGAAGGACAGUUCAUGGCCAAGAGGAUUCAUGCUGAAAAGCUGGGAUAUAAAAUCAUGCCAAGAACAAGGAUUUUGGCCACUGGUGGAGCAUCAUAUAAUAAAGAAAUCUUACAGGUCCUGUCUGAUGUGUUUAGCGCACCAGUGUAUACUAUUGACACCGCCAACUCUGCUUGUUUAGGAUGUGCUUACAGAGCAAUUCAUGGGCUUGUGGCAGAAACAAGUGUGUCCUUGGUAGAGGUAGUGAAAUUAGCACCAGAGCCUAGAUUAGUUGUUACACCAACUGCUGGGGCAAACCAGACAGGAGAAAUUGAGGCACAAAGAUUAAAGAAGUUGCCCAAGGUCAUACAGUCAGUCAGCAGUAGAGAUCUACCAGCCCCUUCUGAAAAGAUAUGCAGAGCUUGAACAAAAGGUUCUCUGCAGUCCAAUCUCAUCUCAUCGGGCUAAAUAGCAAGAAAAAGAAAAAAUCUAACACUAGCCCAAGGAACUGACUGCCAAGGUGAAGAUCAGAAGAAAGUUGUCAGAAUUUACUGCAGUUGUUUAAGGCAUUCUUUGUGUUUUGUGCCGAAAACAAGGUCUAAUACAAAUUAAAAUGUUUUUUUUUUUUUAAAAAGUGUUACUGGAAAAGUUGCUGAAAGAUUGAAAUCUUACUUAAAUCACUGAAGUGUUUUUUGUGUCCAGAGCAUAAUUUUUUUCUCAGAUCUUUUUCAGCUUGGUAGUUGGUAUUUUGUAAUCGCAGGGUAACAAUAGUCAGGUUAAUUCUAUCUGUCCGUCUACCCAUGUCUUUUUCUCUGUCUACAUGUCUGUCUCUAUCUAUAUGUCUACCAUAUCUGUCUGUCUGUAUCGUAUCUAUUUUAUCUGUCAUAUCCAUUUCUCUGUCACAACUAUCUUUCGAUAUGUCUCUAAUCUGUCUACAUUUUUAUGCCAUGUUAUACCAUGUUUAUUAUGGUGCUGCCUUACAGAAAUUUCAUAAAGUCCACAAAAAUCUAAGCACCAUUGAUUUUGGAUUCUCUCUCCUCUUUCCUUAACAUAUAGGUAUUUUAUGAAGCUGCUAGAUUAAUCUAAAACAGAAGGUGGUGUAUGAAUAUCCAGGGAAUUAUAUUCCUCUGAAAGCAGGUAUUAAUAUUCAAGACAGUACUUUUUAAUUUUCCUCUCUUCAUUCCCAGUGAUGUUCUGUUUCCAUUUGUGGAAAUGCCUUAGUGAGUAUUAUCUGCUAUUACAAAGUACUGUGUUGGCUGCAUUGGAUCAGAUCCUGCCAUAACUUAUGUCAUGCAAGCACACUGAAGGGUUGCCUGGGUGUGACUAAGAGGGCAGUUUGGCCCAAUGUCUGAAAUGUGAACUCAAUGCUUUUACAGUUUAUCUGUAAAGUAACAGCUGUGGCCUCUGAAAGACAGGAGACUUGGCUAAAUGUGCUACAGACAAUAAAGAGUGUUAAAAUAAAUAAAGAAUCUGUUGGAAAUGA
Gopherus flavomarginatus (Mexican gopher tortoise) is the source of this 3810-nucleotide messenger RNA. RefSeq names its product xylulokinase (gene XYLB). Gene Ontology annotation, cellular component: cytosol. NCBI's taxonomy places the organism in Eukaryota, Metazoa, Chordata, Testudines, Testudinidae. Gene Ontology annotation, molecular function: D-xylulokinase activity. Gene Ontology annotation, biological process: xylulose metabolic process; D-xylose metabolic process. The transcript is spliced from 20 exons. The record is from RefSeq and is a predicted model, not a curated record. The coding region runs from base 1170 to 2753 and encodes 527 amino acids.